AUGACGCUCCAGGACAAAACUGUUGCAUCAUCUCAGACGGCGAUGCUUUCUACCCCCCAACUUAUAUCUCCUGCGCUUGCCAGAGACUUACAAGACUACAGGAAGACUUCCCUGAAUCUACUCAUGGCAUUUCUAGCCCUUCAGUCGGUAUCAGGAUCUGGAGGUCUUGUAGUGGCUACCCUCACGCUGAUACUAUAUACUAUCAGCCUGCACAUCACUGCUAGCGCAGGUGUCUCUCAUGUAAGGCAUUUUAAGUCAUUCAUCCGCGCACAAGCACCUAAAACCAGAGCAGCUUGGAGCAGUGAUUUUGGGAAUUUUGCAUGCAAUCCCAGCGGUUGGAAUUCUCGCCGUAACUACCUUCGCAUGCGGUACAUGAGGGCAAUGAUAGACCAGCUCCAGGUGACCGUCCCUGGGGACCUCCCAUCAGAGGCGGACGUGGUCAGAGCUCCCUGA
Messenger RNA from Suillus subalutaceus, 453 nucleotides. RefSeq lists its product as uncharacterized. The transcript is spliced from 4 exons. The record is from RefSeq and is a predicted model, not a curated record. Bases 1 to 453 code for a protein of 150 amino acids. NCBI's taxonomy places the organism in Eukaryota, Fungi, Basidiomycota, Agaricomycetes, Boletales, Suillaceae.